Molecule: messenger RNA, 534 nt
Organism: Candida albicans SC5314
Lineage: Eukaryota; Fungi; Ascomycota; Pichiomycetes; Serinales; Debaryomycetaceae
Exons: 1
Coding region: 1-534 (177 amino acids)
Biological process (GO): fungal-type cell wall organization
Cellular component (GO): fungal-type cell wall
Molecular function (GO): structural constituent of cell wall
Source: RefSeq, a predicted model, not a curated record
AUGAUUUGCUUAGUUUUAUUCUAUACUAUUGUGCUUGUCAGUGGUUUGGCUAGUGCUCCGAUUCGGUUUUCGUUAGGUGCCCAGGUUGGGUACACCACGUAUAAGGUAUUUGAGAUUGGCGAUGGCCAGUUGUUCCAUGGCAACGCUACCGUUGAGUGCUUGAUGGGGAAUAGUUCGUAUAUGGCACCAGAGCCGUGUGGCAAGUGUAAGGUGACCCCGGUUUACUGCAAGGUUGGGAAGUCCCCACAAUACUUUAUGCUUAGUGAUGGUGUAUUGUAUGACCAGCGAGGUGCUAUUGGAGAGAUUGUUGCUAACCACCAGUUUCAGUUUGAUUUGCCGUCGCAGUCCAGUGCGUUGUUCAAUAAGGGAUGGUCGGUUGUUUCGUCGAAUGGUAAGCGGUUGCUUUCACUCCAUGGCAGCACGCGGUUCUGGCACUGUCAGGCGGGCACUAACGGGUUGUACAAGUUGUAUGAUGCGUCGAUUGGCGGUCAGUGUUCGCCAGUGUAUAUUGUGGUGUUGCAGCAGGUGUGGUAA